Messenger RNA from Rubroshorea leprosula, 620 nucleotides. NCBI's taxonomy places the organism in Eukaryota, Viridiplantae, Streptophyta, Magnoliopsida, Malvales, Dipterocarpaceae. The record is from the annotation of a GenBank genome assembly.
GUUUGAUCAAACCCAGAUCUGGGUUCUCUGGCUUCUUAUCGUCUUCUCCAACAUGUUGCAUGUUGUUUUUGUGUUCGGAAGCCCAAGGCUUCCGAGUUUUGUUGCUUGAGCCGCCGGGUUCUCCGGCCGCUCAAGCCUGAUGGAGCCGGCCUGCUCCCUGCUCCGAUGACCCAAUGAGGUUGUUUUAUGUUUGUUUUCUUUGUUUCCUAUUUCUAUGUGUUGCCCGCUUGCCUGCAGGUUUCACGACUCCUUGCUCCUUCACACAAAUCUACCGAGCUACACGCUGGAAUUCCCAGAUCUGGCGACCGUCGCCCAGAUCUGGUCUUCGCCUGCACAGUUUCUCGCCUCGACGUCCUUGAGUCUAGAUGCAACCUCUAGAUGGGUAGAUAGAAGGGUGUCUAGCUGGAUCGCUCGACCGAAGGCAACCUUGUCAUCUUCGCCGUCGUUGACCUCCGCCGUCGUUGACCUCUACAAUUCUUCCGCAACAGAAGCAGGAGUCACCUUGGUGUACUCCAAGAAGUUCUGGAUUUCUUCAAACGAAACCCAGAUCUGGAGAGGAAGAAGAAGAGGGGAAGAGAGGAGUGAAAAAGAAUAAGAAAAAUUAAAAAAAGUCAUGUGGG